Schistosoma margrebowiei is the source of this 994-nucleotide messenger RNA. Lineage: Eukaryota; Metazoa; Platyhelminthes; Trematoda; Strigeidida; Schistosomatidae. The record is from the annotation of a GenBank genome assembly.
AUGUCGUCGGAAUCAGGACUUGAAACUGACUAUUUGACGUUGACACGCUUCAUUAUACAAGAACAAAGAAAAUUCCCGUCUGCUACAGGUGAGCUGACACAGCUAAUGAAUGGCUUGCAAACAGCUAUUAAGGCUGUCUCAAUAGCUGUUCGUAAAGCAGGGAUGAUUAAUCUUUAUGGUUUAACCGGUUCCAGUAAUGUGCAAGGUGAAGAUGUAAAAAAAUUAGAUGUUCUAUCAAAUGAUUUAUUUAUCAAUAUGUUAAAAUCAUCUUAUUCAACUUGUUUACUUAUCUCAGAAGAAAAUGAUGAAGCUAUAGAAGUGGAAUUCGAUAAACGAGGAAAAUAUAUUGUUUGUUUUGAUCCAUUAGAUGGUUCAUCAAAUAUUGAUUGUUUAGGUUCAAUUGGUUCAAUAUUUCUUAUUUUACGUUCAUCAUUAAAUAAUGAGAAAAGUGAAAUAUCUCAUAAACUAGCAUUACAACCUGGCCGUCAAGCUGUUGCUGCUGGUUAUGCUUUAUACGGUAGUGCUACAAUGUUUGUUUUAACUGUUGGAACUGGUGUACAUGGUUUUACAUUGGAUCCAGCAAUUGGUGAAUUCAUAUUGACACAUCCUAAUAUCUCUAUUAAACCACGUGGAAAUAUUUAUUCAAUUAAUGAAGGUUAUGCAAGUCUUUGGGAUGAUGCUAUUACAGAAUAUAUUCGAAUGAAAAAAUUUCCUGAAUCGGGUAAACCUUAUAGCGCACGUUAUUGUGGAUCUAUGGUUGCUGAUGUUCAUCGUACAUUAAUUUAUGGAGGAAUUUUUCUUUACCCAAGUACAAAACAAUCUCCUAAAGGAAAGCUAAGAUUAUUAUAUGAAUGUAAUCCAAUGGCAUUUAUUAUAGAACAAGCUGGUGGUUUAGCAACAAAUGGUAAAAUUUCUAUCUUAGAUAUACAACCAAAUCAUAUACAUGAUCGUUCAGCAAUAUUUCUUGGUAGUCAAGAAGAUAUCAAAGAAUUAA